GAGUUUCAGCGUGCUAACUUCUGGUGGAGAUUUCAGCUGGCAUUCAAAUAGCCUCUUACUUCCCUUUUUUCUUUUACUGUAUCUUGUAGCCUGCUGUAGCGUUUAGUCUGUUCCGCAAAAGGGUAUUUUACGCAGAGCACGGAGCGCACAGGCAACUUCACAAAGGAAGUGUCACUUCAAAGCAGUUUAGCCCAGUGAGUUUAUAUGAGACAGCCAAGACUGAAGAGGAGAGCUUGUAGCGCUUCUUAUGUUAGCCAAGCGCCACAGCACCUGUUGCAUUCAGCGGAAAAUAUAACCUACAAGUAGCCUACCGAUGUGCAAUCUACAGUCUUUACUUUCUCCGACAAGGGUAUGGAAAUAGCCUAAGGGACUUUGAAUGGAAACAUUCAUUCGGAUUUUAUACAAAUCAUGGCAUUGUGACAUUUUCACUUCUACACAAGGACUAAUGAGUAGGUGUGCAUCUUUCGUUGUUGUUGCUAUUCACCUGAAGAAAUAUGAAGUUUAACGGCUACCUAAAGUUAAGAAUUGGAGAGGCGGUGGAUUUAAAACCCACCAGCACGGCGCGCCGACACACAGUCAUGUUCAAUAAGACGAACCCGAGUCUUGACCCCUACAUAGUGGUCAAGGUUGAUGAGUUCAAAGUUGGGCAGACGCACACAAAGCUGAAGACCAACAUGCCCACCUACAACGAAGAAUUCGGUCUGAACGUGAACAGCGGUAAACAGAUCGAACUGGCCGUGUUUCACGACACGCCCAUUGGAUAUGAUGACUUCGUGGCCAACUGUUCGAUCCAGUUCGAGGACUUGAUGAAGACCACGAGCACCGAGGAAACCUUCGAGGGAUGGGUUGACCUGGAGCCUGAGGGAAAGGUGUACAUUCAGAUUACACUCACAGGCUCCUUCACUGAUGAGGAGGCAACAGGACUACCACGAGUCCGUAAGGAGUUCACGCGACAGCGGCAGGGGGCUGUACGGAGACGCAUCCACCAGGUCAAUGGGCACAAGUUCAUGUCCACCUUCCUCAAGCAGCCAACCUUUUGUUUCCACUGCAGAGAAUUCAUUUGGGGUGUCUUUGGAAAGCAGGGUUACCAGUGUCAAGUGUGCAGCUGCGUCGUGCACAAGAGGUGUCAUCAGCUGGUGGUGAUUGUGUGUCCACGCAUGAAGAAGCCAGCUAAGGAACCGACCACCAACCAGGGUUUCAGUAUUAACGUUCCCCACAAGUUCAGUGUCCAUAACUACAAGGUCCCCACCUUCUGCGACCACUGCGGCUCUCUACUCUGGGGCCUCGUCCGGCAAGGACUUCACUGCAAAAUAUGUAAGAUGAACGUGCACAUCCGCUGUAAGGGCAACGUGGCACCCAGCUGUGGGGUCAACAGCGUGGAGCUGGCCAACAAGCUGGCCGAGAUGGGGCUGCAGCCAGGAGACGUGGGGAAGCGAAACUCACUGAGCCAAGGGGGUGGUAGUGUAUACGGCCGUGAGUCCAGUCUCAGGAGGUUAGAUUCACGCUCACAAUCCGUUGACCAGAGCAGGCGCCUGGGAAUCUCAGACUUCACCUUUCUGCAAGUGCUUGGCAAGGGCAGCUUUGGCAAGUAUUUAGGAUCCAGUUUAACUGCAGCCAUUGUGAGUUAUGAUGAGGGCAUCAAACACGUGAUGUUGUGCCGGCUGAACAACAGUGAGCGUGUGUUUGCGGUAAAGGUGCUGAAGAAGGACAUCAUUCUGCAGGACGAUGACGUGGAGUGCACCAUGACUGAGAAGCGAGUGCUGUCCCUCGCCCGCACCCACCCCUACCUCACCCAGCUCUACUGCUGCUUCCAGACCCCAGACAGACUGUUCUUUGUGAUGGAGUUUGUAAAUGGCGGAGACCUGAUGUUCCACAUCCAAAAGUCCAGGAAGUUCGAGGAGGACCGGGCACGCUUCUACUCGGCCGAGAUCACCUCAGCACUCAUGUACCUGCACAGCAAGGGCAUCAUCUACAGGGACCUGAAGCUGGAUAAUGUUCUCCUGGAUAAGGACGGCCACUGUAAACUGGCCGACUUUGGCAUGUGUAAGGAGAACAUGUUUGAUGGCAUCACCACGGCCACCUUCUGCGGAACGCCCGACUAUAUUGCUCCUGAGAUCCUGCAGGAGAUGUUGUAUGGCCCCUCAGUGGACUGGUGGGCCCUUGGUGUGCUCCUGUACGAGAUGCUGUCUGGCCACGCCCCGUUCGAGGCCGAGAACGAGGAUGACCUGUUUGAGGCCAUCCUCAAUGAGGAGAUCACCUACGCCCCCUGGCUCAGCAAAGACGCUGUCAGCAUCCUCCAAGAGUUCCUGACGAAGAACCCCACCCGGCGUCUGGGCUGUAUCGCUGCAAAUGGCGGGGAGCAGGCCAUCGUGAGCCACACCUUCUUCGCCGAGAUCGACUGGGAAAAGCUGAACAGGCGGGAGAUUGAGCCUCCAUUCAAGCCUAGAAUCAAAACUGCGGAGGAUGUGAAUAAUUUUGACCCUGACUUCACGUCUGAGGAGCCCAUCCUGACACCCAUCGAAGACCCCCUCAUCGCCAGCUCCAGCCAGGAUGAGUUCCGAGAUUUCUCCUUCACCUCCGAGGAGCUGUUGUCCAUGUAGACUAUUGACCUGAAAAGGAGUGAAGGAGAGAGAGAGAGUUGGAGGUGGAGUGGAGGAGUGAAGGAGAGAGAGAGAGUCGGAGGAGGAGUGGAGUCUCUCAUUCAUGCCACUCCACUGCAAAGUAUGCCAUUUGUUGCACCGACUAAAGGCUACUUGGGUCAAAUGCAACAUAUUCGUCUAGAAGUCAAGGGUAUUCAACAAUCAUUGCCCAAAGUGUAUUUUGACUGUUAAAUUAUUAUUUUUAAAAACAAAAAAAGUGUGUCCUUUUUGAAACAAAACUGUUCAUGCAGUGCACAGUUUGUCUUUCUCUGUGUUGGUCUUUAAAGGCUUUAGAGAUAAACUCCUGGGUGGUCUGCUAGCAUUGUCAAACUGAGCAUAGACAGCACAGUCAUCAAGAGCCAAAUGCUUCCCGGUCCUCUAAACAGAGUAUAAAUCUGCAAGCCAGAGGCAUCAUCAUACUCAUAAUGACCAAGGUCCAGGGCGCCAGAGGAACAUUGUAAUUCAGUCACACACAGAUGCUGAUAAGAGACGGUCAGCUCUCGGUGUCCAAAGCUAAUCACAGUAGAAUGAUGGCAGGCUACUGAGAGAUCUCGGUUUGCUGGUGUUGUGGCCUCAGCUAAUCUGUGUAUUUGAUGAAAAGCUAGCUUUAACCAGUUAUAAACCAAGGCACCAUGUCAAUUCAGUUGGGUCAAAGUUGAAAUUGAGUCAAAAUUUCAAUUCAAUCAAGUGUAGCAAAUUGUAGUGCACUCCGUAAUGACAAAUUAAUUAAGGUGAUAAUCACCUCAUCUCUGGGUAUGUAGUCCACAAUCCCUCUGAGAUUCUCAGACUGUGGGAGUCAUGAACAGAGGUUGUGGGAGAAAUCAAAUAAGUGUUUUUGAGCUCUACCAUGCUAUCCAGUCAAACUGGCAUUUGUAUUACUCUUUAGCAUUACUCUGAAAUGUGUGUGUUUGUCUCAGACAGAGCCUCACUGUUCAACUGAAAGCUGAAAGUGUUUGUCACAUUUUGAAUGUGCCUGUGAACAACAUGGAUUGUGAAUUCAAAGUUCACUUGAGAAGUGGUCAGGUUUUUUUUUUUUGUCUCAGGUUUUCCUGUUGAGAAUAUUUUUUAUAAAUGUCAUUUUAAUGUUUGAUUUGAAUAAUAUCAGAACCUGUAACAGUUUAAUGUGUCUGUGGUUUGUGAGAUGUUUUACAUGCAGAAUCUUGUUUCAACAAUUUCUCCCUCCUUUCAAAAUACUCAGCUCAGCUAAAUCCCAAAGGCAGCCAGCCUCACAAGAAUUGUAAAGAGGCCCUGUGUUUCAUCUUGCAACCAUCAGUGAUCUUUCAGGCUGAGUGGUAGAUGGAGACAGUAGCUAGGACAGAUAACAGAACAUAACUAAACGAGAUUGUUGCUGAUGGAUGGAUCUCGUUUUGGAUAUUGCUGAGGGAGACAUACUUGUUUACCCCUCAGGAAUUAUUUCUGUUAUUUAUGUUAUUAAAGCCAUACCAAACCAGACAUGUA
Molecule: messenger RNA, 4097 nt
Organism: Alosa alosa (allis shad)
Lineage: Eukaryota; Metazoa; Chordata; Actinopteri; Clupeiformes; Clupeidae
Gene: prkcha
Product: protein kinase C, eta, a
Exons: 15
Coding region: 495-2600 (701 amino acids)
Biological process (GO): protein phosphorylation
Molecular function (GO): ATP binding; diacylglycerol-dependent serine/threonine kinase activity
Source: RefSeq, a predicted model, not a curated record